AUGAGGCCCAAGCAAAUGCGAUCCUCGGCGCCAAGCCUUACGGAUCGUCUGGAGGAUCCCGGAUUAUUAAUUACCGGAAAAACAAAAUGCAGCCAGCCAGGCACAAGGCUGUUCCCGUCCUACUGUGUAUGGUACUUUGGUGAUACCCGGCGAAAUCAAUGUUUACCAGUAUCUCACGGGACAGUCAGUAUGUUUGCAUGGAAAGGGAGACGGACAAAUGUUCCUUUGUCCCGACAGCAUUUCCGAGGAAAUGACACCCACCCCACGAAGAUCAAUAUGGGUGGUUGGUGGUUGGGCAGACACACAAAAGUCCGACCACCCCCAUCUCCCACAAUAAUAAUGAUGCUAAUCGGUGAUGGUAAUGGCGAACCACCAAAGUUACGUGGGGAAGGAGACAUUCUGCCGCUACCUCUUUGGGACACUGGCCGUUCCAGAAGUUACCUGUGUUUCCCCGUUAUCUACCUUUUCUGGAUUUCCUGGUUUGAGAUCAUUACUACACAGUUAUUCCCUUUGCCGCUGACUGUCCUGGCUUGGCUUGGCUCUUCCUUAUCCUCUCCCUCUCUCUCUCUCUCCCUGCUUCUUUGUGCCAACACAGCAAGUGUGUUGUUGCAAAUAGCCGAUCUGCUCAAACCACUACUAGUAGUGCUAGACUAUAUCUAUCAGAUAUACUCCCACUGGGGAACCGCCCACUGGACGUUCCCCUCCCUCCUCUUCUGCUCUCGUGCUUUCUUCCCAUCCAUGUAUCUCGUUCAGACUCUCGACCAGAGCGCCUCGACGGGCCUAGGACGCCUUAUUAAACAGUUUUCCUCUGGAUCGAAAUUGUGA
Molecule: messenger RNA, 825 nt
Organism: Aspergillus costaricaensis CBS 115574
Lineage: Eukaryota; Fungi; Ascomycota; Eurotiomycetes; Eurotiales; Aspergillaceae
Exons: 5
Coding region: 1-825 (274 amino acids)
Source: RefSeq, a predicted model, not a curated record